CAAGCCGGUGACAGCUCGGUCACGUGGUUUGCGGACCGAUGACGACACCAUGUAGUGGGGCUGACUUUGCUGUAGUUCACUUUUCUUCUUCCUAAUCCUGCGCAUCCCGACAGCGGACGGCAGAGACGGAUCGGGGUCGACAUGUCCCAUCAGACUGGAAUACGAGCUUCUGUGGAAGUGAGAAAUCUGUUUGCAAAAGCGAAGAAUGGAAACUAUCGACUCCUAAAGAUAGUGAUUGAGAAUGAGCAGCUUGUGAUGAGCGUCACCCAUAAUGCAACACGAAAGUGGGACCAAGAGUACGACUCGCUCGUGCUGCCUGUGCUGCAAGACGACAUGCCUGCCUAUGUCUUGUACCGCCUGGAUUCCACCAGCAGUCACGGCUAUGAGUGGAUCCUCCUGGCUUGGUCACCUGACCAAUCAUCUGUGCGUCAGAAGAUGUUAUACGCUGCGACACGGGAAACGCUGAAGAAGGAGUUUGGCAGCGUCCAUAUUAAGGAUGAGAUUUUUGGCACCGCGAGGGAUGAUGUGUCUCUCAGCGGCUAUAGGAAGUACCUGAGUUCCCAGGCCGGCCCCUUGCCCCUGACGGCUGCUGAGGAGAUGCUCAAGCAGAUCAGGCUUAAUGAGAUGGACAUCAGCCUGAAGGGCAAACAGCAGACGCUGCAGGGCGUGGCCUUUCCCGUCCACCAGGAUGCCACCCGCGCUCUAGAGAAGUUCCGAGAGAAGAAGCUGACCUAUGUUCAGCUGGUGAGUCUCCCCCCCCCCCCCCCUGCCCCCCACCACUCUGGGCAGUGCCAUACCAAACUCCACCCUGCGCCCUUACUGGCCUCUGUGUGUCACAUGAUCACGCUGCAGGUGCGGACCCACAUUGGCCUGAGUUGGAGGCUCCGUUGCUCCAUGCUGUGCUACAACACUAUCGCAUGGUGCAAAGAGUAA
Messenger RNA from Paramormyrops kingsleyae, 933 nucleotides. The record is from RefSeq and is a predicted model, not a curated record. Lineage: Eukaryota; Metazoa; Chordata; Actinopteri; Osteoglossiformes; Mormyridae.